GCAUCGCACAGCUUCUCGUCUGCGUUUGCUGCUCCAAACUGUCUUACCAAGCUCCAGGAGAUCUGGCAAUUUGCUCUCGUCUAACGGUUAUGGACAGCGCUAAGGACAUGCUGAUGCGCGCCGAGGGUGGUCAGGUUGGCACACUGUCUUCCAAAACUGGCUCUAAUUCGACGGAGGCUACUGGAGACCCCAUGCGCAAUCUACCGGACAAACCAAUGAACCAGAACAGCCUAAACCCCGUGCCUUCUUCGCAAAACCUAGUGUAUGACGCGACAAUGGGACAACGUAGCGGAAAGUACGGAGAUGUGUCACUUGCUAGCAAGCCCUCCGCGCCGGAUAGAGAUUUGUCAGACAUCCCUAACAAAGAUGCCAGCAGCUCAGAUGCGGAAUCAGACCUCUAUGAGGAAAUAGAUGUCAGUUGUACCCCAGAGAGCAUGGAUUACCCGAGUGGACAAGGACUGGCAAUGGGCGGUAAAGAAGUCGGUGUGGACAAUAAGAUGGACUCAGGCCCCGGUGCUCUCAACUAUGGUUCUGACCAGAUGCGAAGGUAUCGAACAGCAUUCACGAGGGAGCAGGUAGCACGACUGGAGAAAGAGUUUUACCGGGAAAAUUACGUGUCCAGGCCACGUAGGUGCGAGUUGGCAGCUGCCUUAAAUUUACCGGAAACAACAAUAAAGGUUUGGUUUCAGAACCGUCGCAUGAAGGACAAGAGACAGCGGUUGGCUAUGACUUGGCCGCAUCCUGCCGACCCCGCCUUUUACACCUAUAUGAUGAGCCAUGCUGCAGCUACCGGCAGCCUGCCCUAUCCGUUUCAAUCUCACCUUCCUCUACCAUACUACUCUCCACUCAGCGGUGUGACUGCAGGUUCAGCCUCUGCCACCGGGGGUCCAUUCUCCAAUCCUCUGCGCUCGCUGGACAGUUUUCGGGUGCUUUCGCAUCCAUACCCGCGUCCUGAGCUGCUGUGCGCCUUCAGACACCCAUCACUGUACCCCAGCCCGGGUCAUGGGCUUGGUCCCGGGGGAAGCCCAUGCUCUUGCCUUGCCUGUCACGCUGCCAGUCAGUCAAACGGGCUCCCACAUAGGUCCAGCAACGCAGACUUCUCGUGUUCGCCCACGACCAGGACUGAGGCCUUCCUCACGUUCUCGCCAGCAGUCAUCAGCAAAUCAUCUUCAGUGUCUUUGGACCAGAGGGAGGAAGUGCCACUAACAAGAUAAGACGACAGCAGGAGGCUAUAGUUUCUUCGGGUACUAUCCGGAUCAGCUUUGGGCACAUUGACAGUAUUUAAUAAGUCAUCGCAUGAACUACUUAAAGCAGCUUGCACACAACAGCAAUCUGCUUUAGUCAAGUUUCGAAACUGGAUGUUUUCCAGUUAUGAAGCUAUAUGUUGUGCAGACGAGAGUCUACUUAUACACUGUCAGGCCACGGACUUUUAAAUAAUCUUUGGAGAAAUUAGAUAUUGAUAACAGAGAUAUCAUAUUAACUCAAAUACAUUUUAAGUACUACACCCUAUAAACAAAAAUGUGAUAGGAGACAAGGAAAUGUAUU
This is a messenger RNA of Sinocyclocheilus rhinocerous, 1545 nucleotides long. RefSeq names its product homeobox protein XHOX-3-like. Gene Ontology annotation, cellular component: nucleus. Gene Ontology annotation, molecular function: DNA-binding transcription factor activity, RNA polymerase II-specific; RNA polymerase II cis-regulatory region sequence-specific DNA binding. Bases 90 to 1214 code for a protein of 374 amino acids. The record is from RefSeq and is a predicted model, not a curated record. The transcript has 3 exons. NCBI's taxonomy places the organism in Eukaryota, Metazoa, Chordata, Actinopteri, Cypriniformes, Cyprinidae. Gene Ontology annotation, biological process: regulation of transcription by RNA polymerase II.